AUGAAGUCAAUACUCUUUUUUGUAUCAGCUUCCGCUGUUAUAUUUAAAUUAUCUUCUACCUCUGAAAGUGUUAAUGGUUGCUUUAGGGGGAUAUGUACUGGAAAAACAAAGCCUCCACUUUGUAAGUCUUAUAAUGGUCCUGAGGAUAUGCCAAACGAAUAUUUAAGACAAAAAAUAUGGGAAUUUAAAAAGUUAGAAGAAAAAAAAAAUCAUAAUUGGAAUUUAUGGUUUAAAAAACAAAAAAAAGAUAUGAUAAAGGAUUUUAAAAAGAAAAAUAAUGCUUGGUUUGGAAACAAAAAUGAGAAAUGGAAUAAUUUUUUGUACAACUUAGAGGAAAAAUGGUUACACUAUAAUCCCAAUAUGAAGGAAGAAUAUAAAUCAGAUCUUUAUGAUGUAUGCUCGAAUUGGAGUGACAAUCAAUGGAUAGAAUGGUUCAAAACACAUGGAUUAAAUUAUAUAACAUCAGAUUUUGAAAGUUGGUUCAAUGAAAUUAUAUCAUCUUACAAUAAAAUUAUGACAUGCAAGUUAAUUAAUUGGAAAGAAAAGAAGAAGAAUGAAUGGGAUUCACAUCCGUAUAGGUUAUACGAAGUUGAUCGCUGGACACGCUGGGUGGAAAAAUUAUUAUUUCUAGAUAAAGAUAUUUAUAUAAAAGUUUCAGCGUAUAGACAAUGGGACCAAAGAAUAAGAAAUGAGGAAUAUUUGUGGAACUUUUUAAUUAGGCGUAUUAAAAAAAAAUAUAUAGAUGACGUAAACAUGAUGGUAAAACAGUGGUGUAAAGAAGUUAUGACCGACUAUAACAAAUGGUUGAUAUCCUUUUAUAUAAAUUGGAUAGAAAAUAAACAGUGGAAUGUAUGGCUUAUAGAAAAGAAAAUGAAAUAG
Molecule: messenger RNA, 879 nt
Organism: Plasmodium malariae
Lineage: Eukaryota; Apicomplexa; Aconoidasida; Haemosporida; Plasmodiidae
Product: tryptophan-rich protein
Exons: 2
Coding region: 1-879 (292 amino acids)
Source: RefSeq, a predicted model, not a curated record